AUGCAGAUAUUCUCAUUAUGGGCUGUGAGCCCCAGAAAACAUGGGGGCUUGAGUUAUUCAACUGAUGAUGUUGGAGAAGUUCUUGCCAUUUCAGGUACACUUGUCAAUAGUAUUGAACUGUUUAUCUAUUAUUUGUAUGAUAUCAAUUUCUUCACAUUUUGGUUCAGCAAGUUUAUUACAGAAGUUACCACUUUCUGUUUUAAUGGGAUUUGGGCUUUUGGUUUAUCAACUUUCACUAUAUCCAGCUUUGGAGAAGAUCUGUGGUGCUGUUAUGUUAGCCCGCAUUGGAGGAGUAAGCAAUCAAUCCUUGUGGUGACCAUACCUCUAUUAACAUGCUACCCCUUUUUGUCCAUGAUAUAUGGUCUCCCCCUCUCAAUUUUGUUAAAUUGUGCAUCUGUGAUAAAGAAUGUUUUAUCAGUGACCAUUAUUACUGGUAUGUUCCUAUUGCAAAACAAAGCAGUGGACCAAGACCAAAGAGGAGCUGCAAAUGGCCUAGCUAUGACUGCAAUGUCACUUUUCAAAGCUGUGGGCCCAGCUGGUGGAGGAGCAAUGUGA
Messenger RNA from Thlaspi arvense, 555 nucleotides. The record is from the annotation of a GenBank genome assembly. NCBI's taxonomy places the organism in Eukaryota, Viridiplantae, Streptophyta, Magnoliopsida, Brassicales, Brassicaceae.